Messenger RNA from Drosophila nasuta, 1010 nucleotides. RefSeq names its product serine protease grass-like. NCBI's taxonomy places the organism in Eukaryota, Metazoa, Arthropoda, Insecta, Diptera, Drosophilidae. Gene Ontology annotation, biological process: proteolysis. The record is from RefSeq and is a predicted model, not a curated record. Gene Ontology annotation, molecular function: serine-type endopeptidase activity. The transcript is spliced from 5 exons. The coding region runs from base 151 to 873 and encodes 240 amino acids.
UGUGUGCGGAUCAAAGAUGAAGAUGAAGUGUUGAUUUUUGUGUGCUGUGAAGAAAAAGAAAAGAUUGACCAGGCAAUUGAUAAUCUGGUUAACGAGGAUUGCGGGAGAUUUGAAAUUGAUAAGAUAUAUGGGGGUAGAUAUGUUAAAUUAAUGAGCAGACCCUGGAUGGCCAUUCUUAAUUUAAAACAUAAUUAUAAAAAUGAAAUUUACAUAUGUGGCGGUACCUUGAUAAACAAACGUUACGUGUUAACAGCUGCUCAUUGUUUCGACGAGAAAGAACUAUUCUUAUUGCGGUUGGGAGAACACAAUAUAAUAAAGAAACAAGAUUGCGAUGAGGAUUCUUGUGCACCACCAUUUGAGGAUAUUGGCCAUGAACGCAUUUUUGUGCAUGAAAAGUAUUCGCUUGAAACUCGACAUGAUGAUAUUGCUCUAGUGAAACUGUCGAAAGACGUGGAAUUCAAAAGGAGUAUUUCGCCUAUUUGUCUGCCCACGACCAAGAUUCUUCAACAAAAAGUUAACAAUAUAAAAGACUUCCAUGUGACUGGCUGGGGAAAAACUAAGUUCUCCAAUUACUCUAAUACUCUUAUGGAAAUCAUUGUAAAUCAAAAAAAUCGCGCAAAAUGCAAUAAAAGUUUUCCGAAAUACCCAGUCGAUUCAACACAAAUAUGCGCUGGUGCUGAUGGAAAGGAUGCCUGCGGAGGUGACUCUGGAGGUCCAUUGUCACAGGUAGUCUAUUUUAAUGGGUAUCAACGGUUUGUGCAGUAUGGAGUGGUCAAUUUUGGAUUUAUUAAUUGCACUGGUGAGCAUCCGGGUGUAUACACAAACGUUGGCAGUUACAUACGGUGGAUCGCUUACACGAUUGCCACCAAAUAAAAAAGACAAGUAAAUGAUAAUUAUUUAUGAAAUCAGCGAUUAAAGCUUAUCGUUUGGUUGCUUAAGUUUAAAAGCAUGGGAUAAGCUUGCAUGUGAUGCAAGAAAAAAUUAAAAUCCUCAAUAGAAAUAUAUAUAUU